AUGAUGGGGGCUUCCCAGCUCCAGAUCCUGCGCCUGCUGGUAUUCGGUGAGUGGAGCAAGGAGUAGGCAGCCUGUGGGCAACCCCUCACGUCCAGCCGGAUCGUGGGGGGCCGGGAUGCCCGUGAGGGAGAGUGGCCCUGGCAGGCGAGCAUCCAGCACCGGGGGACGCACGUAUGCGGGGGGUCGCUCAUCGCAUCCCAGUGGGUGCUGACUGCAGCACACUGCAUGGCCAGACAGGCACUUCCAUCUGAGUACCGUGUGUGCCUGGGGAUGCUGCGCCUGGGCCCUGUGUCACCCCCGGCACUCUCCGUGCCAGUGUGGAGGGUACUGCUGCCUCCAGACCACUCUAUGGAUGCCACCCGCGGUGACCUGGCACUGCUGCAGCUACGCCACCCAGUACCAAUGAGUGCCCACAUCCAGCCCAUCUGCCUGCCCAUGCCUGGUAGUCACCCACCACCCAGCUCACCCUGCUGGGUCACCGGUUGGGGCACCCUCAGCCCAGGAGUGCCACUUCCAGAGUGGCGUCCCCUGCAAGGAGUGAGGGUGCCACUGCUGAGCUCACGCGCCUGUGACCGCCUGUACCAUGUGGGCACCAGCAUCCCUGAGGCGGAGCGCAUAGUGCUGCCGGGAAACCUCUGUGCUGGCUACCUCAGGGGCCACAAGGAUGCCUGCCAGGGUGACUCCGGGGGACCUCUAAGCUGCUUGCAGUCUGGGCACUGGAUCUUGGUGGGUGUGGUGAGCUGGGGCAAGGGCUGUGCCCUGCCCAAUCGUCCUGGUGUCUAUACCAGCGUGGCCAAGUAUAGCCCCUGGAUUCAGGCUCACCUCAGCCUCUAA
Marmota flaviventris (yellow-bellied marmot) is the source of this 834-nucleotide messenger RNA. It is a transcript of the gene Prss33, whose product is annotated as serine protease 33. The record is from RefSeq and is a predicted model, not a curated record. Lineage: Eukaryota; Metazoa; Chordata; Mammalia; Rodentia; Sciuridae. Gene Ontology annotation, molecular function: serine-type endopeptidase activity. Gene Ontology annotation, biological process: proteolysis.